AACAAGCAAAGCUGCGGAUCACGGGAUUCCCUCCUUGGCUGCCCCUCCUUUCUUUUUCUUGUCUAUUAGUAUUAAGAAGCCAUUCCUCUCCAUCGGUCCCCAGUGUGCUGUAUAUUUGCAUCGUGAAAGCCCUCUAUUGUCUUCCAUAGACACACAUUGUGCCGUAGGAAUGGAUGAUCUUCAUGAUGAACCCCGCAUAAGCUUCCCGACCCUCUUGACCGAUGGGCCAAGCGCAGCUCAACCCGAGAAAGGCUGUCGGUAACUCAUCGGCUCUGGCAACUCAUCGCUUCGCACUUUCGGCAAUUCGGUGGGGAGCUUAAUAAUGGGGUCAACCAGCUGGCUCAUGGCUCAUUUAUGCUUCGGCAACUCAAUUGAGUCUGACUAGCUAGCCCCGCUCCUUUAUUUUGGACUUCAGUCAGUGGUUGCUACGAAGUAUUGAUAAGCUGCUUGCAGUCCCAUCAAGGUACUGGAUUUUCUCGUAAACUCUUCUACAUUACUUCGCUCCAGCAAUUGGUCACUUAGAGCCUUAUUUUCAUUCAAACUGAUCCAUCAUGGCCACCAACAACGACAUGGAAUACGUCCGCCUGGGAAACUCGGGACUGAAGAUCUCCAAAAUCAUUUUAGGCGCCAUGUCCUAUGGCGCCAAACAGUGGCAAGAUUGGGUUCUAGACGAGGAAGAAGCUCUCCCUUUGAUUGAGCAUGCUUACAAGCGCGGAAUCAACACAUGGGAUACGGCUGAUGUCUACUCCCACGGCCGUUCCGAGGAGGUCAUUGGCAAAGCCCUGAAGAAGUUCUCUAUUCCCCGUAACCGGGUUGUCAUCCUGACCAAGUGCUACUUCGGUGUGGAUGACCAAGGCAACUUCCCUCCGAUUUCUGCUUCCGGUGCUAACGACGGUGAUUUCGUCAACCGGGUCGGCCUGUCCCGCAAGCACAUCUUCGACGCCGUUGACGCCAGUGUCGAGAGACUGGGAACCUACAUCGACGUGCUGCAGAUUCACCGGCUGGAUCGCGAUACUCCCCGUGAGGAAAUCAUGCGGGCUCUCAACGACGUGGUUGAAAGCGGCAAGGUCCGAUACAUCGGAGCUAGCACGAUGGCUGCGUGGGAAUUCCAGACCCUCCAGAACAUCGCCGCCCGCAAUGGCUGGCACCAGUUCAUCUCCAUGCAAAACUACCACAACCUAAUCGCCAGAGAAGAAGAGCGCGAGAUGAUCCCGUACUGCCGUGACACCGGCGUGGGCCUGAUCCCCUGGUCGCCCAUGGCUCGUGGUGUGCUGACCCGCCCGUGGGGCUCUCGUUCUACUGUGCGUGAGGCGACAGACGGGGCACUCAAGUUCCUCAUCCGCAGCCGCGAGACGGAGUCAGACAAGGCUAUCGUCGACCGUGUCGAAGAGAUCGCUAAGAAGAGGGGUAUCAGCAUGGCCCAGGUGGCCAUCGCUUGGUCGCUGAGCCAUCCCAAUGAGAACCCGAUUCUUGGCCUCAACAGCAAGGAGCGCAUUGACGAGGCUGUUGCCGCUACCAAGGUCAAGUUGACUGAUGAGGAGAUUAAGUACCUGGAGGAGCCUUACAUCCCUAAGGCUAUCACUGCUCUGGACCGGUAAAGGUUAGAAUAUGAUCAUCUAAUCAAUGUCACUAUAUACACAGUAAAAUCAAUCUGUUCAGUCACACAAAUGAGCUACCAUUCAUAUAAUCCAAUUGCAAUGACAUAAAGGACGA
Molecule: messenger RNA, 1713 nt
Organism: Aspergillus welwitschiae
Lineage: Eukaryota; Fungi; Ascomycota; Eurotiomycetes; Eurotiales; Aspergillaceae
Product: aldo/keto reductase
Exons: 5
Coding region: 552-1598 (348 amino acids)
Source: RefSeq, a predicted model, not a curated record